Molecule: messenger RNA, 906 nt
Organism: Neohortaea acidophila
Lineage: Eukaryota; Fungi; Ascomycota; Dothideomycetes; Mycosphaerellales; Teratosphaeriaceae
Exons: 4
Coding region: 1-906 (301 amino acids)
Source: RefSeq, a predicted model, not a curated record
AUGGACCCUUCGUACGCAUACUCCUUUGGCUGGGGCGAAUGUCCCGAUUAUGCCCCAAUGUCGGAUGAACAAUGGAAGGCACGGGAAAGAGCUGCGUUUGCUUGGGAGAUUGAUGGCAGUAGUCAAGGCUGCUGGGUGUCCCCCGAAUGCCUUCAACACUACCCAACAAUGCCCGUGCCGUCAGGAAGCGCAGACUCGGCAUGGAGUGGCUCAAGCAUCUCCUGCCCUCUCGACUCAGGCACCGGCACCAGCUGUUCACAUGCACAGGUCGCUGCUCAAUGCACCGACUACCACUUGCUCGUAACCGACUUCCCAGAUGUGUCCUCCUCGCUGCAACAAGCACCGCAGCAGCCGAUGGCAUUUCCUCCAUCGUCCUCACAACAACCAUCGACACAGACGCCAAUGCUCCAGCUGACCACGCCCUCCCGCACUGCUCAUCUACCCCCAUUGGAUACAUCCAGCACGAGCACCUUGUCUCCGUCAACAUUCUGUCCGGCUGAACAUUCGCCGGAGAGGACUACACCAACGGAAGAAGACGUCGAUGGGCAGACAAUCCGCGUCCAACAGCCGCGAUUCGAAGCAGAUCUGUACACGGCGCGGUGGGUUCGUGGCGAGGGCACCGGUCGUGCAGGCUGGUGCGGCUUCUGCAGCACUUGGCACAAGUUGAAGGACUCUGCCUUUUGGUAUCACAUGCACUACACACACGGCAUCAGCUACGUGACCGGUCGGCCGCUCGAAGGGCCACGGAAAGUGGCGCGAGGCACCAAGACCUCGCAGGUCCUGUGCGGGCGCUGCAAUAGGUGGAUCGAGGUCGGACAUCAGACCGAGCGCGCUCGGACAACCUACUUUCGCCAUGCCCAUAAAUGUCACACGACGCAGGAUGCGUUGCACAAGACCUCUCGCUAG